Molecule: messenger RNA, 1546 nt
Organism: Hippocampus comes (tiger tail seahorse)
Lineage: Eukaryota; Metazoa; Chordata; Actinopteri; Syngnathiformes; Syngnathidae
Gene: cdpf1
Product: cysteine rich DPF motif domain containing 1
Exons: 4
Coding region: 1104-1439 (111 amino acids)
Source: RefSeq, a predicted model, not a curated record
AAUGAGUGUAAAACAGUGACAAAAUAUUGUGGCGGCCAAGGUCUCAAACUCAUGUUUAAAACUUAUUCUUUACAAAAAUGUUAUUCCUUUUAAUGUGUGAUUGUGCCUUCCAAGCAAAAGUGACCACUGUGAAAUAAGCUAUGAAACCUCAGCGUCAGUAGUUGUAGUUUUGUUGAUUUUUGAACCACACUCAAGGUUGAAUUAACCCCUGAGUUCCACCCUAAGCAAUUAUUUAAAGCUCUUGUUCAGUUGCGCUUCUCAGCCCUUGCACAAUGUCACUGCCCCGCAGCUUUCACAAAUGCAAAGUGAAAUAACUUGUUUCAACAAGAGAGACAACAAUUGUAAGAUUUUGUGCAAAUAUUGUCGAACUGUUUAAAACUGUAUAAAACAAUAUUAUUUUAAAACACUGUCAAUUUUAUUUGUUUAAGUGUGUUGUGCCUUACGCACAAAAGUGACCGCCGUGAACUCUGAUGAAACCCCUGAAUCAACAUUUUGUGGUGCCGUUCCUUUGAAUUUGAUAUCAGAUUAAAGGUUUGGUUCGCACAUUCAGUAUACAUGGAAAUGAACUGAUUCUGGUCGAAAAUAAUUUUAAACGAUUGCAAAGUUCUAAAUUUGUUCACGAAUAUUAAAUACUGUACAAUAUGAAAUUUGUUUUGACAAAACACAAUCGGUUGUCGUAUUUUGUGAAAUGUAUGCAAAAUGUACUUUAAUUAUAGUCCAUGUGUGCAAUAGAACAAAAGGUGGUUGAUCUUUAACGCAUUAAAAUGAGUUGUAGCAUUGGGGGGAAUGGUUAUUGAUACGCACUGCCCUUAUUUAGCAUGCUUUGAGUGUUUUGUGAUUAAUUACAAUACAGGCAAAGCACAAGGGGGCGACUAAUAAUGUGAGCUCUCAUUUUGAUUCCCUGUUCCGUUUAAAUAACCAAUAGGCUGGUGAAACUAGGAAUGUAUUGUGAUUUUUCUCACAACGUGCCAUAAAACUUUUCUUCUGCAAAAUGUAAUGCUUGCCAUUUCUCUCCGGUGCUCUAGGAGGCGCUAAAGAUUCAUCCAAACACAUGACUGCAGCCGUAGCAGCAAAUGAAUUAACGUCCUGUCUGGGCAAAAACAAUGGAAGAGACUCUUCGCGAGCACCGUCAAAAGAUAUUUACGUGCCAGUCGUGUGGUCUAAGCUGUCCUUACACUUCCUACGGACAGAAACCACCAAACACCAGAGCCAUUGUGUUGCUGGAGGAGUGCUAUGUGACGAAAGACCCCUUCAGUCCAGAGAAAGAGAAGUUCCUCGUUUUGGGUUCCAAGUGCAGCCUUUGUGGCGCUAUCAUUUGUGUUGGUUCGGACUGCAGCCUGUUCUACACCAAGAGGUUCUGCCUGCGCUGCGUCAACGAAAACCUGCAGCAAUUUCCCCACCAGAUCCGGACCGAGUUGACCAAGAAGCAGCCGCGAUAGACGUGCGCCUUUCCAACGCCAGUCCGCCGCUGGAGAGGGUCGACGCGCGGCAGCAGGACCGCGUCCGACCCCCGGUGUGCAGGAACCUCUUCGGCACACCUGACCCG